GAAGAUGGGAGGAGUGAUGUGGUGGGUCGAGGCGGGCGGCGCGAUCCGCGAAGUGGCGACCAGAGAGAGCGGCCGCCUCCUUCUCUGCCGCCACCGCCGCACCUGAUCGGCUGGGGUGGUGGACCAGAAACCGUCGCCUUUCCCCUGGCUCCAGCGGAGCGCCCGGCUUCCCGAAGCGCUUGCCCAUGGCUUCAUCCGGCAGUGGCGUGGAGGAGGUGCGCGUCUCGGUGUUGACCCCGCUCAAGCUGGUGGGGCUGGUAUGCAUCUUCCUGGCAUUGUGUCUGGAUCUGGGAGCCGUGCUGAGCCCGGCCUGGGUGACGGCCGAUCAUCAGUCUUAUCUGUCCCUCUGGGAGUCCUGCAACAAACUCGGCAACCCGGAGACCUGGCGCUGCAAAACUACCUUGAACAGCGACUGGCAGAUUGCUACCCUUUCCAUGCUGUUGGGUGGAGCUGCCAUAAUUCUUAUAGCGUUCUUGGUUGGACUAAUUUCUAUCUGUGUGGGAUCACGGAGGAGGUUCUACAGGCCUGUUGCUGUCAUGCUCUUUGCAGCAGUGGUUCUUCAGGUGUGCAGUCUCGUCCUUUACCCAAUCAAGUUCAUUGAAACUGUCAACUUAAGAAUAUACCAUGAGUUCAACUGGGGCUAUGGCCUGGCUUGGGGUGCAACUAUAUUUUCAUUUGGGGGUGCCAUACUUUAUUGUCUGAACCCUAAGAACUAUGAAGACUACUACUAAAGGAAACUUCUUUUGUAAGGAAAGGAAUGAAACAAGGAUUGUCCUGUCUUUUAUAAGUGUUUUUAGUACUUUUGUAGAGUGUCAGGCUGUCUACUCUAUUAUUAGCCAUUAACUUUUGGCUAUAACUACUGCAAAUAGCUUUUUAACACCUCUUUAAAAAAAACCUAAUGAAUUACAUCUGCUGAUCAGUCUGUAGUGAAAUGAAAGAAGUGGCAGCUACGGUAAGAAAGGUAAUGGAUAUUUAAAAAAAGCAGUUGUAUUUGCUAUUUGCUAGCACAAGAAUUGUGCAAUUGCCUCCUUAUAUCAUACGUGAUUCAAAUAUGCUGAAGCUUAUCAACUUAGGCUCCUGUUUUUAUUGGUCCUCUGGGAGUCUUACACAAAAUAAAUGGCUGAAUGACUGGACACUGAGAGAAGAGAAGACAAUUGAUUAGUACGUGCAUUUAACAGUUCUCUAACAAGAUGAAUUUAUACAUUUUCCAGCCAGCUGUGGUAUAUCAACAAGUCAAAACUUAGAACAUAUACUUCAAAUUAUGUGGUUGGACAUUCUGUCUCAGCUGAAACCAAGUUCUGGAAAUAAUGUGGAGAACGAGACAAAUGUGGAUAAUGACACAAAUCUAUUGAGAAUUUUCAAAGGUGGGGGAAGUGGUUAAAAUUUGCAUGAGCUACUUUUAUCUUGACUGCCAUUUCAUUUCCAAGCACCACAGUAAAGUUUUCAUGAGCAGUGUUUGAAAAUGCUUUAUAGGAGGCAUUUAUUGAUAUCUCUAUAAUUAUAGAAUUAUGGAGAUAAAACAUGACAUCAUAACCUAAUGGUAGAGUGCAGGCACAGAAACUCUUAAAUUACUGUCAGUUUACAAGAGGUUUCUGUAACUAUUGAUUAGGCUUAAAAAUUAAUUAAAAUUAAUGUUGCUUAUCUACAAUUUGAACUGUCAGGAAAUAAGUGCUUGAAAUGGGAUGAGAUGUCUUCAGUCAUCAUAGUCAUCACAACAGGUCAUGGAUUAUUAUGUGGCAAAUGAGACACAAUGAAUUUCAGGUAUGCAUGGUAUCAGGUUCCCAUCUUUUCCUCUAGCAUGAUAAUAUAAGGGGAUAUAUAUGGAGAUUUGUUUCCUUAGAUUAAUUACAGCUUCCCAUUUUAUCCAAACUGGAUAAACUGUGCUAAAUUUUCACUAUAAGCCAAUUUCAAACUAUAGAUUCUGAAACUAGCUUUUUCAAACAAACCUUAGUUAAUGUUAACUACAUUUUUUUUCAAAAAUAAAAAUUUAAUUUAGAGAGAUGAAUGUGACAUUACUUUGACUUUAAAUAAAAAACUUCUGAUCUACUUCUCUGAGCAACAAUUGCAGGAAGAUUGGAAGGUCUGUAAGAAUCUAAGGCUCGCCUAGGUUAGCUCUUAACAUGAUGAAUAAGAGUUUGUGACAAUUCUUAUGCUGCCAGUGUGUUUGUUUGCCAUAAAUAUAAUUAUUUGCAGAUAAAAACAAACAUCAUUUUUAAAUGGAAGCAUCUAUAAGAAUUAAGGUAAUAUUAAUAUAAAAGGAAGAAUAUAUACCUACACACAAACACAAAUUUCUGAGAUCAGUUGUUGGUCUAACAAGAUCUUGCCAAUCUUUAAUGAUAUAUUUUGUAGAGACAUGACUUUGGCUGAAAAGCCAUAUUGAUAAAUAUAUUUCAAUAAGGAGUAGGGAAAAAUAUUACUGUUAAACUCACUGGGAACUAAAACUAGAGAAAAUGAAGUAUAACACAAUUUAGACAUUGUAUUUGAAAAAAAUACUAAUGUGACAAAUCACUUUUUAGAUAAAAUUUGAUUUUUUUUAAAAAGAAACUAAGCAACCAUGUCUUUUCCAUAGGGACUACCAGGGAUGUAUUAUGAAAAUCAUAAAUUAUUGUUAUGGUAAAUGAAUAAAUUAUACUUUUUUCCUCCAGAUAUAGAUCUAGAUGAGAGUUCUUUGCAAUUAUCAUUGCUUGCUUAAUUUAUUUCCUAUUCAAAUUUUGC
This is a messenger RNA of Candoia aspera, 2715 nucleotides long. It is a transcript of the gene TMEM47, whose product is annotated as transmembrane protein 47. Gene Ontology annotation, cellular component: cell-cell junction; membrane. Lineage: Eukaryota; Metazoa; Chordata; Lepidosauria; Squamata; Candoiidae. The coding region runs from base 186 to 731 and encodes 181 amino acids. The transcript has 3 exons. Gene Ontology annotation, biological process: cell-cell adhesion. The record is from RefSeq and is a predicted model, not a curated record.